AUGCCAUAUAUUGCACCUGAAGUGUUAAUCAAAAAGCAAUAUUCAUUUAGCUCAGAUAUCUACAGUUUAGGAAUGAUUAUGUGGGAACUUACUUCUGGAUUGCGUCCUUUCUAUGAUCAGGCAUAUGAUGCUCAUCUUAUGCUUGAUAUAUGUAAUGAAAAUUUUCCGUUACGGCCAAAUAUCACAGAAGAUACACCACAAUGUUGGGCAAUUUUGAUGCAAAAAU
Racocetra fulgida is the source of this 226-nucleotide messenger RNA. The record is from the annotation of a GenBank genome assembly. Lineage: Eukaryota; Fungi; Glomeromycota; Glomeromycetes; Diversisporales; Gigasporaceae.